Molecule: messenger RNA, 2412 nt
Organism: Hemicordylus capensis (graceful crag lizard)
Lineage: Eukaryota; Metazoa; Chordata; Lepidosauria; Squamata; Cordylidae
Product: vomeronasal type-2 receptor 26-like
Exons: 5
Coding region: 1-2412 (803 amino acids)
Biological process (GO): G protein-coupled receptor signaling pathway
Cellular component (GO): membrane
Molecular function (GO): G protein-coupled receptor activity
Source: RefSeq, a predicted model, not a curated record
AUGCCUAAAAACUACCAGCAAGCUCUUGCAUCUGUUUUUGCCAUUGAGGAGAUCAACAAGAAUGCCAAGUUGUUACCCAACACCACUUUGGGAUCCUGGAUCUUUGACAAUUAUUUUAAUCCAAGUAUGACCUAUUUGAACACUCUCAACCUAGUUUUCAUGGGACAAUGGCAUAUCCCAAAUUACAACUGUGUCAGGGAUAAGAAGUUCAUGGCUGCCAUUGGGGCGCUCACUUCCCAAAACUCCAUCCAGAUGGCCAACAUCUUAAAUACCUACAAAACACCACAGCUGAGUUAUGGCUCUUUUGACCCUAUUUUGAGCGACGUCAUUCAAUUCCCUUCUUUCUUCCGGAUGGUUCCAAAUGAAGGCCCUCAGUAUAUUGGCAUUGUUCAACUACUGAAGCAUUUCAGAUGGAAUUGGAUUGGCCUCAUCACAUCAGAUGAUGAUAGUGGAGAAACAUUCCUUAAAACUCUGAGGCCAAGGUUUUUCCAGAACAAUAUUUGCAUUGCUUUCACAGUAUCAAUUCCUGCAGAAACAUCUCAUGGAUCAAAUGCAGCAAUAACUAAUGCACUGGGAUGGAUUGAUCAGACUCUCAGAUUAUACAGCAAAAUAAAUGUCAUCCUUGUGUAUGGGGAUGGUCAGUAUAUGGAGGGUUUACAAUUUAUUCUACAAUCAAAUGAAUUUCUUCACUUUGAGCCAAUGGAGAAGGUUUGGAUCAUAACUGCUCAGUGGGAUUACACAGCUGUGGUUUCUGAGAAAAUCUUUUCAGUAAAAUCCUUCAAUGGCACCUUGUCCUUCACACCCCACAAAAAUGGGGUUCCAGGGUUUCACGAUUACCUGGAGAGCAUUAAUCCACACCAGUCUGAGAUCUAUGCCAUUGGUUACUUCUGGUACAGUGUAUUUGAUUGUUCACUCCCCAUAAAAAACUUGUAUUUACCUGGUGCAAAACAUUGCACUGGGGAAGAGAAGCUGGGGAAUCUUCCUGCUUCUGUGUUUGAAAUGGGAAUGUCUUCUCAGAGUUACAGUAUCUACAAUGCUGUUUACGCCGUAGCGCAUGCUCUCCAUGCCAUGUUUUCGUCAAGAUACAAACAAAAAAGAAUGAAGAAAGGAGAGAGAAAGAAUCUUCUGAAAGUUCAGCCAUGGCAGCUUCAUGCUUUUCUGAGGAAUGUCCGCUUCAACAAUAGUGCUGAGGAAGAAAUAUUUUUUGAUGAGAAUCUGGAGUUGGCAGUCGGAUACGAUAUUGUCAAUUUGGUCACAUUUCCCAAUCAAUCUUUCCAGAGAGUUCCAGUUGGAAGGAUGGAUGCCCAAGUUUCAGGAGGGAAAGACUUCACCAUUAAUGCAAGUGCCAUUCAGUGGAACCACAAGUUCAACCAGACACUGCCUCAUGCCACAUGUGUUGAGAGCUGCCACCCAGGACACAGCAGGAUUGCUCAGGAGGGGAAGCCAGUGUGUUGCUAUGAUUGUACUCCAUGUUCUGAAGGGACAAUUGCAAUUCAGACUGAUGCUAACCACUGUGAGAAGUGCCCAGAAGAUCAGUAUCCAAAUAAGGAACAGGAUCAAUGCAUCUCCAAAUUUAUGAAUUAUUUAUCCUACAGAGAACACUUAGGAGCAGCUUUGGCUCUUUGUGCCAUUCUCUUUGUGUUGAUCACAGUUUUGGUGAUGGGGAGCUUCAUUCUGCACUGGAACACUCCCAUUGUCAAAGCUAACAACAGGAACAUCACCUGCACCCUGCUAGUCUCUCUGCUUCUUGGUUUUCUAUGCUCCUUUCUGUUCAUUGGCCGACCUGGGAAGCUUUCCUGCAUUUUACGACAAACCAUGUUUGGUAUCAUCUUCACUGUUGCAGUGUCUUCUGUGUUGGGUAAAACGGUCACUGUAGUUGUGGCCUUCAUGGCCACCAAGCCAGGAAACAGGAUGAGGAAAUGGGUGGGGAAGAGGACGGCAGUAUCCAUCAUCAUUCUCUGUUCUCUUAUUCAAAUUGGCAUCUGUGCUGUGUGGCUGGGGGCCUCUCCUCCAUUCCCAGAGUUUGACAUGCACUUCCAAAUUAGUGAGAUCAUUCUGCAAUGUAAUGAAGGUUCAGCCAUCAUGUUCUACACUGUCCUGGGUUACAUGGGGCUUCUGGCCAUCAUCAGCUUCACUGUGGCCUUCCUUGCCAGAAAGCUGCCUGACACGUUUAAUGAGGCCAAGCCGAUCACCUUCAGCAUGUUGGUCUUUUGCAGUGUGUGGGUGUCGUUUGUCCCAACCUACCUGAGCACCAAAGGGAAAUUCAUGGUGGCUGUGGAAAUCUUCUCCAUCUUGGCCUCCAGUGCUGGAUUACUGGGUUUUAUUUUUUCCCCCAAGUGCUAUAUUAUUUUACUGAGGCCUCAUCUGAACACCAAAGAGCAAUUAGUAAGGGAAAAUAUUCAUCUUACCUGA